Molecule: messenger RNA, 1653 nt
Organism: Cynara cardunculus var. scolymus (artichoke)
Lineage: Eukaryota; Viridiplantae; Streptophyta; Magnoliopsida; Asterales; Asteraceae
Product: probable acyl-activating enzyme 1, peroxisomal
Exons: 2
Coding region: 1-1653 (550 amino acids)
Source: RefSeq, a predicted model, not a curated record
AUGGAAGGCAGUGUUCGUUGUUCGGCAAAUUACGUUCCUCUUUCACCGAUAAGCUUUUUGGAACGUGCUGCUAACGUUUAUGGAGAUCAAGUCUCUAUCGUUUAUGGGGAUCAAGUGAAGUUCACGUGGAAAGAGACAUUUGAACGAUGUGUUAAGCUCGCUUCUACCCUCGUGACACACUUAGGAGUUUCUCGUGGUGAUAUUGUGGCUGCAUUGGCACCAAAUGUUCCCGAGCUGUAUGAGUUACAAUUCGGAGUUCCGAUGGCGGGUGGGGUUCUUUCUAAUAUAAACCCGCAAUACGAUUCGAAAACAGUGUCGCGCUUACUUGAACAUUCAAAUGCUAAGGUUGUAUUUGUUGAUCAUGAGUCCUUGGAUGCUGUCGAGGAAGCAAUCGAAAUCUUGGCAAGGAAAACAUCAGAUCUUCCGAAAAUUAUCUUAAUCUCAGAUGCUGACAAGUCUUUAUCGAUUGCUCCGACUUGUAAUCACGUGAUUUUCGAAUAUAAGGAUUUGUUAUAUUCGGGAAGUCUUGAAUUUGAUAUCAAACGUCCAAUUGAUGAAUGUGAUGCAAUCGCGGUCACCUUUACGUCUGGCACGACAGGUAAUUCGAAAGGUGUGGUAUAUAGUCAUAGAGGUGCAUAUCUCAAUUCUCUCGCGGCGGCUUUGACAAUGGAAAUGCAUUCUAUGCCGGUGUUUUUAUGGUCCAUGCCUAUGUUUCACUGCAACGGAUGGUGUUUUCCGUGGGCCAUGGCAGCGCAAGGCGGAAAGAACGUGUGUAUGAGGGUCGCCUCCGAAAAGAACAUUUUUGAAUCGAUUGCACGACACCAUGUGACACACAUGGGUGGUGCACCCACAGUUUUGAACAUGAUUACCAAUGCUUCACCUGUUGACAUUAUUCCAAUUUCAGGGACGUCCGUGAAGGUCAUGACAGGUGGCUCACCUCCUCCUCCUCAAGUCAUUUUGAAAAUGGAGGAAUUGGGGUUUAAGGUUUACAGUUGUUUUGGGUGCACUGAGUGCUACGGUCCAGCGACCGUUUGCACUUGGAAACCAGAGUGGGCUUCCUUACCUCCAGAAACGCAGGCGAGCCUCAAGGCUCGCCAUGGACUAAACCAUGUUGGUAUGCAGGAAAUAGAUGUGAAGGAUCCCAUUACCAUGAAAAGCGUACCAAAAGAUGCUAAAACGCUCGGUGAGGUUAUGCUUAGAGGCAACACGAUAAUGUGUGGAUACUUUAAAAAUGCUAAAGCAACUGAAAACGUAUUUAAAGGUGGAUGGUAUAGAAGUGGGGAUUUAGGUGUUAUACACCCCGAUGGUUACAUACAAGUAAAAGAUCGGUGUAUUGACGGUAUUGUGUCCUCGGGCCAGUAUAUUAGCUCUAUCAGCAUCGAGGUUGUGCUCUUUGGUCAUCCAAAAGUGUUUGAGGCCGCAGUUGUUGGAGCCCCAGAUGAUCAUUUUGGUGAGGUGCCAUGUGCGUUUGUGAAGUUGAAGGACGGACAUAACGCCGAUGCCGAUGAAAUUAUUGAGUAUUGUCGGACUCGACUACCUGAAAACAUGACUCUGAAGAUGGUUGUGUUUGAAGAUUUACCGAAAACGGCAACGGGGAAAACACAAAAGGUCAUUUUGAGGGAAAAGGCCAAAAUGUUGUAUGCCCAAAAGUGA